AUGCGCUGGGCGCUGCCGCUCCGCGGGCUGCUGGGGUCGCUCGGGGGCGGCGCGGCGGGGCGGCCUCCACGGCUGUCGGCGUUCGGAGGGCGGCGGGGCGGCCCGGCGGCGGCGGCUGUCGGGAACAGCGGGAAGCUGGAUGUGCUGCCAUCCUUUGGGUUUCUUUUUGAUAUUGACGGUGUGCUGGUACGAGGAAAGACUCCAAUACCUGCUGCAAAAACAGCCUUUCAGAAGCUGGUUAACUCUCAGGGCCAGUUCUUGGUGCCUGUAGUAUUUGUCACCAAUGCAGGGGACUGCCUUCGCCAGAAAAAAGCAGAUCAGUUGUCCCAUAUCCUGGGAGUUCCAAUUUCACAAGACCAAGUGAUGAUGUCACACAGCCCACUGCGGAUGUUCAAACGUUAUCAUCCAAAAUGUGUUCUUGUAUCUGGACAAGGACCACUUCUUGAUAUUGCUCACGACCUUGGGUUCAGCCAGCCUGUCACCGUUGAGAUGCUGAGGGCGAAGUACCCACUGCUAGAUGUGGUUGACCAUGACAGAACACCUGGUGUUUUGUCCCCCUCUGCUGUGGAGCUUCCCAAGAUUGAGGCUGUUGUUUUGUUUGGGGAGCCUGUCAGAUGGGAAACCAACCUUCAGCUUAUAAUAGAUGUUUUGCUGACAAGUGGCUAUCCUGGAAAUCCGUAUCACCAUGAGAAUUACCCUCAUAUACCUGUACUUGCUUGUAAUAUGGAUCUAAUGUGGGUAGCUGAAGCACAGUCUCCAAGGUUUGGGCAUGGGACAUUCAUGGUUUGUUUGGAAAACAUUUACAAGAAGAUUACUGGCAAAGAUCUAAAAUACGAGGCCUUAAUGGGCAAGCCUAGUGAACUGACCUAUCAGUAUGCAGAUUACCUUAUCAGAGCUCAAGCAGCAGAAAGACAGUGGAAGCAACCCAUUCGAACUCUUUAUGCUGUUGGAGAUAAUCUUAUGACUGAUGUCUAUGGUGCUAACCUUUACAAUCGCUAUCUUGAAAAGAAGAAUUCCAGAAAAGGUUCAAAAACAUGGAUUCAGGCCAAAGUUGCUGGAGGCAAAGGGUCUGCUGCUCUCUCUCAGGAUGAUGAAAUAGACAACAGCUGGGAGAAUGAACUGGCAUCCUCUGCUGCUACCCACUGUAGGUCUGUUCUUGUUUGUACUGGGGUUUACAACCCUCACACAGAGGUACCCUUGGAUACCAAGGAGAGCAGAACUGAAAUGGUAUUCCAUGGCCACAGAGAUUUUAGGUUUGAUCCUGGUUUAGUAGAACCAGAUCAUGUGGUACCAGAUGUUAAUGCUGCUGUAGACCUGAUCUUCCAGUUGGAGAACUUUGUUCCUAAUUGAGAUGACAUGAUUUCUUCAGGACUGCUCAGUCUUAUACUUUUCUUCCCCUAAACUGUGCUUUAAAAUCAUGCCAC
Phasianus colchicus (ring-necked pheasant) is the source of this 1424-nucleotide messenger RNA. RefSeq names its product haloacid dehalogenase-like hydrolase domain-containing 5. The record is from RefSeq and is a predicted model, not a curated record. Gene Ontology annotation, biological process: glycerophospholipid biosynthetic process. NCBI's taxonomy places the organism in Eukaryota, Metazoa, Chordata, Aves, Galliformes, Phasianidae. Gene Ontology annotation, cellular component: mitochondrion.